AAAGUAUCGAGACUCAAUCUUAAAACCGAUGAAUUUUGGAAUAUUUCGCCAGCGAUCAUCAGUUUACUUGAGCGAAAACUUUUUCAACAACCUAAAAAUCCUAUCACUUUAUUAAAAGAUUUUAUUGUGGAAUGCAUGCAGAAUGUAAUUCGAGAUGAAGGUAAUAGCAAAUUUUUAAUCGUAUCUGAAAAUUUUGAUUCACUUUUAAUUGCAAAGGAUCAUGUUUGCAGAAGUAGAUCGGAUAAUUAUUAUAUUAAUAAAGAUUUUUGUCUUAGGUCUCAUACAUCAGCCCACCAAUAUGAAUUUCUGAAGCAGGGUUUGGAAAGAUUUUUGAUUAUUGGUGAUGUAUAUCGAAGAGACCAAAUUGAUAGAACUCAUUUUCCUUCAUUUCAUCAAAUUGAAGGAGUCUGUUUAUAUUCUUCUGAACAGAUUUUCAACGGUUCCAAUGUUAAUUUUUUAAAUCAUUUUUUGUUUUUUUUUUUGAAGAAAACGAGUGAAAAACAAGAACAUCAUAAAAUUAUUACAGCUAAAGCUGUCACGGAAAAAUUAAAAAGUGCCUUGGAAGUGCUUUGUCGGCAUAUAUUUGGCGAAGCUAUUGAAAUGCGAUGGCUUGAUGCAUACUUUCCAUUCACACAUCCAUCAUUUGAGUUAGAAAUUUUUUACGAAGGUGAAUGGUUAGAAGUACUGGGAUGCGGUGUUAUGGAACAGAAAUUGCUUGAAUCAUCGAAUGUAUUUAACAAAGUUGGGUGGGCGUUCGGUAUUGGCGUUGAACGACUGGCAAUGGUUUUGUAUGAUAUUAAAGAUAUUCGUUUAUUUUGGACAAACGAUUCUGGUUUUCUUUCGCAGUUUGUUGAUAAAUCACCGUCGGAUCGUUUCAAAGUUAGGCCUAUCAGCGUUCAUCCUCAAUUAAUUAACGAUCUCUCUUUCUGGCUGCCAGAUACUGUAAUGGCAAGUCAGAUCACAUCGGAUACGUAUGAUAUUAUUCGAUCUUUGGGUGGUUCUCUUGUCGAGCAGGUGAAUUUAAUCGAUUCUUUUACCAAUAAAUUGGGUCGGUUGAGUCAUACGUAUCGAAUUGUUUAUCGAAGUAAUGAACGAGCGUUAACUAAAAAUGAAGCAAACAUUGUGCAUAAAGCAAUUGAACGAAAGCUUGUUGAUAUUUAUAAUGUAGAAAUUCGAUAG
Molecule: messenger RNA, 1179 nt
Organism: Dracunculus medinensis (Guinea worm)
Lineage: Eukaryota; Metazoa; Nematoda; Chromadorea; Rhabditida; Dracunculidae
Source: the annotation of a GenBank genome assembly